CCCACCUAACUCGUCGGUCUCUCUCUCACACACACACCCUUCCGCUUCCCCAUCCAUGGCGGCGGCGCCCCACCUCGUGUUCGUCUACGGGACGCUGAUGGCGGAGGAGGUCGUGCGCGUCCUCAUCGGCCGCGCGCCGUCGUCCUCCCCGGCCGUGCUCCCCGACCACCAAAGGUUCAGCAUCAAGGGGCGCGUCUACCCGGCGAUUCUGCCCGUCGAUGGCAAGGAGGUCUCAGGAAAGGUUUUCAAGGGCAUCACUGACAGGGAGCUCAAUGUGCUGGAUAUAUUUGAAGACGAGGAGUAUGUCAGGAGAACUGUUGAGAUAUCACUAACUGAUUCAUCGGAGAAAUUGCUCGCCUAUGCAUAUAUAUGGGGCAACCAAGAUGAUCCUGACCUCUAUGGUGAAUGGAACUUUGAGGAAUGGAAAAAGGUGCAUUUGGAGGGUUAUGUCAGAAUGACAACAGAGUUCAUGGAGGAACUGGAACAGCUUGAACCAAAGACUCAGACCUGAACCAAAGACUAAUUCAUCCAGAAGGAUUCUUUCAACAAUGAAUUAUAUGUGCAUUGUUAGAUGGUUCCUCUAGUUUGUAAAUAUAAGAUAUUUACACCAUUAACUGAUAAACAACAGUUACAGAAUUCGUCUAGUGGUUUCAUUUUUAGUGCUUACAAGCUUGAGUGCAAGUAUACAUGAUUUCUGUGCUUUUGGUGCCUUUGGAUCAG
Molecule: messenger RNA, 720 nt
Organism: Oryza brachyantha (malo sina)
Lineage: Eukaryota; Viridiplantae; Streptophyta; Magnoliopsida; Poales; Poaceae
Product: AIG2-like protein D
Exons: 5
Coding region: 56-511 (151 amino acids)
Source: RefSeq, a predicted model, not a curated record